UCAUUCAUUGUUGAUUGGGCUUGUUGUAUCAAAACAGGCAUAGACUUCAGAAAUCACAGGAUCCACUAAGCUGUUCACACAAAGUUACCAGUUCUGCAUCCGGCAGUGCAGUUCACAUCAAAAAGGACAACAGAACUAAAUCAACACCUCUGAACAAUACUGAGUAAAAAUGUUAAUGUGAUACUUAUAAAAUAGUUAUAAUAAUUUAUAAUAUAUGAUUUAUAUACAUGUGUGUAUGUAAAAAAAUUGACAGUUUGAACCAAUCAUUUGGCAUUUAAACUUGCUGUCAGUUUGUUAUUGUUAUUGCUUUAUUGCUGCAUUUGUGGUAUUGUUUUAAGGGACUCUGGGGCCUAGAGGAACAUAUUAAUGUGUCGAGUCCUGGUCUAGAUUAGGGCCAAGGCUGGAUAUCAUUAUAUGAAUAAUACUGUCAUGUGGGGUUAGAGCACUAGUUGAUCUUGAUUAAAGACUAAAUGGCAAAGUACGGAUCUACGGCUUCUAGCCCAAACACCACUGUUCAGCAAAAAAUGCUAAAACUUUUCAUUUAACUUCUUCUCACAUGUAAGUGAUUGGAAAAAAUAUGAGUUUAUUUACACAAAUCACAGCUUUAUUUUAUUAAAACCACUAAAUCACUGCUAUGAUAGAAUGCUACAAGGACAUAAAGAAUCAAAUGUACACAUUUUAAAGUAAUAGCAGUCAUUACCUCACCAAUCUGCACUUCUACUGCUACUAGUAGUUUUUGUAGUAUUAGUAUUUGUCUGUCAUAUAUCCCCACACCAUCAGCCUCAAACUGAUGUUGAUGCACUCUGUAUAGUGUAUUUUCAGUACAUGCCAUGUGCAAUAUGUUAUGCAAUAUUUAUUUUUCAUCAUUGAAGGAUAAAUGUUUUUCAGCAGUUUCCUUAUUCACCAUUUUUUCACCAAUAUCAUGAAUUUGUAUGUUUUUUUCUUUUCAAUAUAUUUCAUUAUUGUAUCUGAUUUACAAAAAAAAAAGUUUUUAUAGUAAUAUUAAGCUACGUUUACCUUUGCAUUAAGUGGCUCUCUUCACCCAGAGAUUAAUAUUACAAAUUGUAUGUGUUUAUGUGGCACAAAACAACAGUUACAAAGUGCUUUUGCUGACAGAGACACAAAAAAGAAAAAUACAAGAAGAUGGAACAUAAAAAUAAAGGAUAUCAAAAGAAGACACGUGCAAACCAGAAAAUAUAAAAUAAUUUCAGGAAAACAUAAAAGACAUUAAAAUUUGCCCUCGUCAGGCUCCUCUGAUACAUCAAGGCUGCUAAAGUCAAACAUCGACAAACAUAAAAGCCAAAUGACUGUUAGUUAUUAGCCUCAGCUGUCAACAGCUAACAGCCUGGCUCAGAGGACCUCAGACUCCAGCCAGUGCUGGCUUUUUUGUCUCUAUCAUUCUGUAACUUCCUGUUUUCAGGAAGAACAUUCUCCUACACCCUCAUCUUACUCAUCUUCCCCCAACUGUCCCCACUUCCUACAUUCAUUCAUUCACGCCACCAUCAUUCGGCCUCUUUGCCGCAGACUGCAGUGGCAUCCAUCCACGGCCACUCAACAGCCUUGCCAGACCUCCCCACACGUUGUUGCUGAAGGUGACAACGACGAUAAACUAAGAACAGCCUCGUAACGACUAAAUGACAGGCAAAAAUUAAUGAGCUGCUGUGGUUUUGGGUUUGAGUUAUUUCCUGUUUUAUGUUCUAACCCCCCCCCCCCGUGAGUCAUGCUUUGUUUGUAACUGCCUGCCUUUCAAGCCCAUGCAUGAGUUUCACCUGUCCCUUGUUAGUCUUGCCUCUCAUGUAUUCAGUCAGUAUGUUUUCACUCUUUCAGUUAGGUCAGGUUGUUGUGCAUCUGUUCCCUUGUCCUGAGUUUGUUCCUUCUCUGUAUUUCUGCCUGUGUUCCUCGUGCCAUACCCGCUUGUUGUAUGUUUAGUUAUUUGGACUUAUGUUCUUGGAUUUUGCAUAACAUAAGGGGCAGAAACUAAGAUUUACUCAAAGAAAAUUUUACUUGGGUUUUACUCAAAGAUCAAACCAGACCUUUUUGUCAAAGGUCGACAUCAAGAAUGUGAUUAUUUCAUUAAACCAUAAGCAAUAAAAACACAGGCAACUCUUUAGAGAACUCUGUACAGACUCAUUUCCCAUUUGGAGGAAUGAAACAUACACAAAAGUGAUGCUCAAAUGCUGCUUGGAUUGCUAUCCACAUGUAAAAAGGGGUUACAAACAAGUGUAAUAAUUCGUUCAUGAUGACCAGGGCUAUUAUAAUGAUGAUGCUGGUUCAUGUACAGGCUUCAGUUAAAAAUAGUGAGCAGAUGUGCAGGUGAUGCUGUGCACAUGAUAUAUGCGACAUACAGAAACACACAGUGACAGUGAAAGAAAAAUAGAGGAAGAGGACACAAAAGGGUGUGGGUAUUUGGUAACCUAUUACAUUAAACAGCAGGAGACACAGCUGUGCAGAUGCUGAAGAUCAACCAGCAAAUGAAAAGAAGAGCUGACAAAACCAACUGAAGAACAGUAUCAAUACUUUCACGGAGGAUUUCAGCAUCCACAAUGAUCAAAAUGAGGAGCUUUCUUCUUUUCCUCCUCUCACUGAUGACAGGUUAUCAGGCCAAGUCUGAAGGGAAGGGAUGUCAACAAGGAUGGGUUGAAUUCACCUGCAAAUAUCCAGAACCAAAUGGAAAGGAUACAAACAUUGAUGCAGAUGAUCCAACACAAACAAACACACACAGCAGUGAAAAGGAUGACUGGGAAAUCAAAGGCAGCUUUUCCCUGUUCUAUGAAACCAAGGAUAAAAAAGUCAGGGUGGCCAUCAAACAACUUGAACAUGAGGACUUUGGGGUCGACCGGUGUACAUGUUCCCAACUUGAGUGCGUCACUGACACAGAGGAACCAGACCAGGGAGAUGGGAAACAUGGCUGCCAGACUCCAUUUGUCCAAACUGCGUACAGAACAGCUAAAACCACCAUCACAUGUGAUUAUCCAGGAAACACACACCAGUCCAGUGUCAAAGAUUUCUGCAAAGAUAGCGAUUUAAUCUGUGAGGAUAUUUUGUCAACAAAAUCUUCUCCGGGGUCAAAAGCGAAAUUCACUCUCACAGAAACCAGCAGUGGCUUCAAUGUGUCCAUCAGUGAUGUGUCCUCACAGGAUGCUGGUGUCUACUGGUGUGGAGUGGAAUCAAAUGAAGGACCUUACCGAGCGACACUCAGAAAAAUACAACUGCAGGUUAAAGAUAUUACUACCUUCUCAAGGUCUCCCACUGCUGGAAAGGAUUUUACAUACUGGUGUCAAUAUCCAAAUAAAGCUCUAACAAAGAAAUUCAUCUGUAAAGGAGAAGAUCCAUCUAUAUGUCAACGUCAAGCAAGCACUGAACCGCUCAAAGAGAACACAAAGUUUUCCAUGAGGGAUGACAAAGAGAAGAGAAAUAUCACCAUAACAGUGAGAGAAGUAACAACAGAUGACACUGGGACAUACUGGUGUGGAGCAGAAAGCAAUUACCCAGGACGCAGUAACCUCUUCUUCCACAAAUUCUCAAUGACUGUCUCAUCAACACCAGUACCCACAUCUUCUGUUUCUUCAACCCAGUCAACUGCUUCAGCAUCUGCUGAGAGUCACGGUGGCUCUCAGGUCAUCACAACAGUGAUUAUCUGUGUAGCUGCGUUGCUGCUGCUGUUCGUGCUAAUUUUGAUCCUUACCUACAAACUGCUGCAGCAGAAAAAGUCCUUCUUUCUUGCUCUGUUACAUUUCUUUCUGCCAGGAUUUUCACAUUCAAAAAGAAGAGAUGGAGCGACGGCACAGCAAGUCAGAGAGGAUCAUGUCUACGAGGAGAUGCAGGAGUGCGUCCAGAUGCCGGACUCAGGAAAUGCAGUAAACACGAUUUAUGCCACCGCCAACUUUCCCACAAAUCCCUCUGCCUCACUGUGUUACUCUACCAUCAACUUUCAAGACACCAACAACAAAGCUGGUGGUGAGGCACUAAACCUCAAACCCAGAUCUGCCUGCGAAUACUCUACAGUGAAGCACAGCCCAAGUCAGACCUGCUCUACUGUCAAUGAACCAUCCAGAUCUCUACAGGAUCCUCUCUACUCGACAGUCAACAAGACAGAGCAGCGAUGAGCCAAGAUCAGCCCUGUCAGGAAUUUAUGACGUUUGUUAAAUGUAUGGCCAAGAUUUCAGGUCAGUCAUUUUUGAUGUGGUUGUCACAAAAGUUUGGUGACAGGACUUUUGAAUUAAUCUGGAAUGACUAGAUGGGACCUUUAAUUUGCUUCUGAGGUUAAAUCAAUAUUAGAGCCUCACCAAUACAUCAGCAUCAGCUGAUUUCACUUUUCACAGAAACUGUAGCUGGUUUUGUUGUUUAUAUCGAAUGUUAAGUAACAAGAAAUGGCAGUACAGGAAUGCUAAAGAUAUGCUGGAUGUUUUAACAGUCGACACUGCAGUUUGCCCACCAGCGACUAGCUCUAGGGGUGGCAAUGUCAGUCUAUCGGUUGGUCAGUCCGUCACUUUGGUCCAGACUAAAAUAUUUCAGACUAUUCGAUGGAUUGUCAUUACAUUUUGAAUCGACAUUCAUGGUUUCCAGACUUUACAGGCAAUCCGAUUGACUUUGGUUAUUCCCUGAGUUUUCCACCUGAGGCUCGCAUUUGUGGUUUUGAAGUUAAAUAUCUCUACAAGUCUUGGAUGGAUUGCCAGGAAAUUAAAUUCAGACAUUUACGUUCACCUCAGUUUUAUGCCCAAAUAUCUGCAAAACAAAUUCCCAUCAGUCCAGUAAAGCAAAAGUAAAAGCUUUAAUGAAAUGAGAUGUGUUGUUCCUGAUACCAAGAUGAAAAGCUUUAAAAUGUUGUAAAUUGUUUGCUACACCGGCAUAAUCAUCUCCUCGCUUAAUCUCAAUAAAUUCACUGUAGGGAGGGUUUGAUUUUUUGUUUUUAAUUUUACUUGAAUGCCACCUGGUGGUAGUUUUAAGACUGACCCUGUGGGAGACACCAAUGCAUGCCAUCGCAUUUUCACCACUUUUGUCUUCAGAAUUGCCAUCAGAAUAAACUGAAAGAUGCAACAACCAUA
Molecule: messenger RNA, 5045 nt
Organism: Chelmon rostratus (copperband butterflyfish)
Lineage: Eukaryota; Metazoa; Chordata; Actinopteri; Chaetodontiformes; Chaetodontidae
Exons: 8
Coding region: 2544-4106 (520 amino acids)
Cellular component (GO): plasma membrane
Molecular function (GO): transmembrane signaling receptor activity
Source: RefSeq, a predicted model, not a curated record